This is a messenger RNA of Lacerta agilis (Sand lizard), 1423 nucleotides long. It is a transcript of the gene SNUPN, whose product is annotated as snurportin 1. The transcript is spliced from 9 exons. NCBI's taxonomy places the organism in Eukaryota, Metazoa, Chordata, Lepidosauria, Squamata, Lacertidae. Gene Ontology annotation, molecular function: protein binding; nuclear import signal receptor activity. Gene Ontology annotation, biological process: snRNA import into nucleus; protein import into nucleus. The record is from RefSeq and is a predicted model, not a curated record. Gene Ontology annotation, cellular component: cytoplasm; nucleus. The coding region runs from base 106 to 1212 and encodes 368 amino acids.
AGACGAGACGGAGGCCGCGGGCGCGUGAGGGUCGGCCCCUUGCUCCGCUCCCUGAAACCUGCCGGAUCGAGUCCCGCCGGGAGGCAGCGGGGCGCGCCUGAAACAAUGGAGGAGCUGAGCCAAGCGCUCGCUUUCAGCUUUGCUGUCUCCCAGGACCUCAACAGCACAGCAGCACCACACCCCCGGCUGGCACAGUACAAAUCCAAGUACAGCUCCUUGGAGCAGGCAGAGAGGCGACGGCAGCUCCUUGCAUUUCAGAAAACUAAGCGAUUGGAUUAUGUAAACCAUGCUAGGAGGCUGGCAGAGAAUGAUUGGACAGGCACUGAGGAGGAGGAAGAUAAGGAGAAGGAGGGGGCAGGUGCAGACAGUGCAGACAUGGAGAUGGAAGUUGGGACGAAGCUACCGAAACGCUACGCCAACCAGCUGAUGCUGUCUGAAUGGCUGAUUGACGUGCCCCCGGAUUUGGUACAGGAGUGGCUGCUGGUGGUGUGCCCUGUGGGGAAGAGGGCUCUUAUUGUGGCAUCUCAGGGCUCCACUGCAGCUUACACCAAAAGCGGUUUCUGUGUCAACCGAUUCCCUUCUCUUUUGCCAGGCGGGAAUCGCCAUACUUCGGCAACAGGGAAAGAAUAUACAAUCCUGGACUGCAUCUACAGCGAGGCCCAGCAGAUGUACUACAUCCUCGAUGUGAUGUGUUGGCGGGGACACCCUGUGUACGACUGCCAGACAGACUUCAGGUUCUAUUGGCUGCAUUCAAAAAUGCAGGAAGAGGAUGGCCUGGGAAAGAAAAGCCGUCUUAAUCCAUUUAAAUUUGUGGGACUGCAGAGUUAUUCCUGCACACCGGAAAGCCUGUGCAAGGUUCUGUCCACAGAUUUCCCCUUUGAGGUGGACGGGCUCCUCUUCUAUCACAAGGAAACUCAUUACAACCCUGGUAGCACCCCAUUAGUGGGCUGGCUCCGUCCGUACAUGGUGCCAGACAUCCUGGGCAUACCUGUCCCCCUCUGCCCACUAACGGCCAAGCCAGACUACGCGGGACUCCAGCUACAGCAGAUCGUGGAGCAUAAGAGGAGCCUACAGCAGGCUGCCGAGGAGGAUUCCUCCAGUGUCAGCACGGCUUCCCAGGACGGCCGCUAUGAACUGGAACACCUGUCCACACCAAAAGCAGAAGGCUUUCCCUUGGCUCUGAGGGACUCUGCGAGCAAGAUGGAGAAUUGAUAGGUAGCCCGGGGUGGCUGCUUUUCUAUGUUGUUCAGGAGAGCAAAAGAAACUAACAUGGGAGCAGCUCUGUUUCGACAGCACUUUGGGUAGAAGGGUGUCCACUUCCAUAAUAAUUCUCCAGGCAUCACAAGUUAUUUGGCUGAGGCCUGAGAUGUAAAUCCUAAUUGCUAGCAGCAGGGUUUGUUUAAAAGAAUUAAAGCUGUGGAGC